UUUCUUUAUUUUUGUCAUCUUAACUUGAUCAUCUACUUGUCCAUCCUAUCUCAUGGUACCCAACUUUCAUCGCCCUGAUGAUUGGUGAAAGCUUCUCAUCUUUAUCGUCCCUUCUUAAACAUCUUGCAUAAUUGAAGUAAUUAAAGUGCAAGAAUGGAAGGUUCUUUGUUGUUUACGCGUGCAUCGGAAGGAGUAAAACAUAUAAGGUCCGAAGAUGGGACUAUACUCACCAAGCCAUUUUUGGAUUUGUGCAAACUACUUUUACCCCUUAUAGAUAAGUUUGGGUCACAAAUGUCAUGCAUAAAGGCUGAUGUUGCGUGUAACAUUACGAAAUUGGAAAUAAAAUAUGCAUCAAACCCUACAAAAUACAAUAAAUUGUAUAGUGUGACAAAAGAGGAGGUUGAAUCUAAAAUAGCAAGAACUACUUCAAGUUGCACCAAUGCACUUGUUUGGUUAAAUAGGGCGAUGGAUUUUAUGGUACAACUAUUUAGUAACUUAAUAGACCAUCCAGAAUGGUCGAUGACACAAGCUUGUACAGAUUCUUAUAAGAGGACUCUAAAGAAAUGGCAUGGUUGGGUUGCAAUUUCUACUUUUAGGGUGCUCAUAAAAUUAGCACCGGAAAGGAAGAAAUUCAUGAGUUCAGUAGGCGGGAGUGUGGAACUUAAUGCCCAGAUUGAAAAAUUAUGCACAAUAUUUGCCCCUGUACUUGAGGACAAUCAUAGGUUCUUGGCGAGUGUAGGAGUUGACGAUUUAAAAGCUCCAUGAAAUGUGUUGUGAAAGUUGAGAUAAAUUGUUGGACUCUUUUAGAAUAUUUCUCUUAGCAAAUAUACAAUACAAGGUUCAAUUGGUAGAUCGUGUAAUUAAUUUCUUGUAACAUUAAAAAGAGUAAUUA
Amaranthus tricolor (Joseph's coat) is the source of this 892-nucleotide messenger RNA. Its product is annotated as glycolipid transfer protein 1-like. The transcript has 7 exons. Bases 154 to 765 code for a protein of 203 amino acids. The record is from RefSeq and is a predicted model, not a curated record. Gene Ontology annotation, biological process: ceramide transport; intermembrane lipid transfer. NCBI's taxonomy places the organism in Eukaryota, Viridiplantae, Streptophyta, Magnoliopsida, Caryophyllales, Amaranthaceae. Gene Ontology annotation, molecular function: ceramide 1-phosphate transfer activity; ceramide 1-phosphate binding. Gene Ontology annotation, cellular component: membrane; cytoplasm; cytosol.